UGACAUUCUCGCCUUCCCACUCCCUAAUAUCUCUCUCGAAAUAGAUGGCCCCACUGUGUUCAGCGGCCACUCUCUUCCGCUAUAAGUUUCUGUUCUACACUGACCUUGUCACUCAUUUAUCUCUCCCGCUAGCAUCCUGACUACUCUCACGUUCCCAUUCCCUUAUCUCUCUCCCGAAAUGGAUGGCCCCACUGCGUUCAGUGGCCACUCUCUCCCGCUUCCUCACUGGCUCCUACUUUCUCUCCUCUACUUGAAAAUAUGCCGACCGAUGGAAACGCAUUUUCGGCUGUAUACCCUAUGCAUUCCUCUAUGUCUUCCAAAUAUGCCGAACGACAAAAUGCGUUUUCGGCUGUAUACUCCAUGCCUCUAUGCCUCUAUGCCUCUAUGCCUCUAUGCCUCUAUGCCUCUAUGCCCCUAUGCCCCUAUGCCCCUAUGCCCCUAUGCCCCUAUGCAUUCCUCUAUGUCUCCCAAAUAUGCCGACCGAUUUUCGGCUGUAUACUCUAUGCCUAUGCCUCCCUAUGCCCCUAUUCCUUCAUGCCUUCCAAAUAUGCCGACCGACAAAAAUGCGUUUUCGGCUGUAUCAUAUGUUCCCCUUUUUUUAAAUAUGCCGGCCAAUCGAAAUGCGUUGCCGGCUGUAUCUUCUCUUUCUCUUUCUCCUCCUGCUUUCCCCCUCCCCAGAGAUCAUCCCGUGCCUAAAUAUGCACCACAUCAGAGUGCUGUAUGCCGUAUGCCUCUGUGCCAGGCCAUGCCCCGCCAAAUAUGCGUCACAUCAGAGCGCUGUAUAAUGCGAUGUGCAUGUUCCUGGAUCCCCAAUGCCGAACGUCAUGCCCUGCGGCGAAAUAUGCACCACAUCAGAGUGCUGUAUGUCGUCAGGAGUAUAGCCUAGGCUGGAAGGGAUUGGAUCGGGGAAUGCAGUUCCCUUUUAAAUUUCCUUCCUCUUUCUUCCUCUUUUGCUUUUUGAAAAUUUGGGCCGUCCUUGGUCCUGCUGGGGACUUGUGCUUAGUUUCAUACGAGCUCUUCCGAAACCCAAAGCGGGUCGGGGGAGCGGCUAGGUACAUAGCUCUGGCUCUUCCGGGACGGUCGCAAGCAACCCACGCCCGCUGCUAAUUUUGUUAUUUUGUUCUCUAG
Messenger RNA from Cantharellus anzutake, 1128 nucleotides. RefSeq lists its product as uncharacterized. The transcript has 2 exons. The coding region runs from base 179 to 886 and encodes 235 amino acids. The record is from RefSeq and is a predicted model, not a curated record. NCBI's taxonomy places the organism in Eukaryota, Fungi, Basidiomycota, Agaricomycetes, Cantharellales, Hydnaceae.